This is a messenger RNA of Pollicipes pollicipes, 1173 nucleotides long. RefSeq names its product pyrokinin-1 receptor-like. Gene Ontology annotation, biological process: neuropeptide signaling pathway. Gene Ontology annotation, molecular function: neuromedin U receptor activity. The record is from RefSeq and is a predicted model, not a curated record. Gene Ontology annotation, cellular component: plasma membrane. Lineage: Eukaryota; Metazoa; Arthropoda; Thecostraca; Pollicipedomorpha; Pollicipedidae.
AUGCAGCAGCUGCCGCUGCCGGCCGACAACGGCAGCCUCGCCGAGCCGUCUGUCGUCGGCGGCUUCAGCCACGACUUCGACAGCACAAACGGCAGCGUCGGCGGCGUCGAGCGCGGCCCGCUCCCUAUCGUCGUCCCCAUCACCGUCCUGUACAUCGUCACCUUCGUGGUUGGCGCCGUCGGCAACAGCGUCACGUGCGUCGUCAUCGUCCACAACCGUUACAUGCACACAGCCACCAACUACUACCUGCUCAGCAUGGCCGUGUCGGACCUCCUGCUGCUCCUCACCGGGCUCCCCUUUGAGCUCUACUCCUUCUGGCGGCCGGGACGCGAGCACGUCUUCGGCGACACGUUCUGCGUGCUGCGCGGCCUGUGCGCCGAGACCUCCACCAAUGCCUCCAUCCUCACCAUCGUCCUGUUCACCGUCGAGCGCUACCUCGCCAUCUGCCACCCGCUCCUCCAGCACACUUUCUCGCGAUUAUCGCGCGCGCUGCGCAACAUUGCCGUCACCUGGUCCGUGGCGCUUGUGUGCGCCCUCUUUCCCGCGCUCCAGUUCGGUAUCAAGCUGGACCGCGACACGCGCGGCCGCCCGCUGCCCGACUCGGGCUCCUGCAAUGUGGUGCGCCACCUCUUCCCGCACGUGUUCGAGUUGUCGACCGUCGUGUUCUUCGUCGUUCCGAUGAUGCUCAUCUCGCUGCUGUACGUGCGGAUUGGACUGCGCCUGCGGCGGCACGUGCGGCGGCGCCCGUCGCCGGCCAGCAUCCACGGCGCCUCGGGCGGUGUCAUGGCCGCCCGCCGCGCCGUCAUCCGCAUGCUGGUGGCGGUAGUGGUGGCGUUCUUCAUCUGCUGGGCGCCGUUCCACGCCCAGCGUGUGGUGAUCAUCUACGCCCCGGAGCGGCCCUCGCCGCAGCUGGUGAUGGGGCUCAAGUGUCUGCACUACAUCUCCGGCGUGCUGUACUUCAUCAGCACCUGCAUCAACCCCAUCCUCUACCACACCAUGAGUGCCAAAUUCCGGCGGUCACUUCAGGACACGUUCGAGGGCAGCUGCUGCAGCGCUCGGUGCCGAUCAGAGGCGGCUGGUGAGAGGAGCGACCAGAACGUGUACCUGACGGUGCGGGUCCCCAGCGUCCGCCGCUCCAUCGCCGCCAAACCCGUGGCCUGCACCGCUGUCUAG